GGAAGGUCGGACGCGGUUCAGGAAGCUGGUAGUAGCUAAACUCUGCUAUGGGAUGUACAGUGUAGUUAACUUUUUGAUCAGAAAUAAUGUGAUUAUCCGUUUCAAUAUAUAAAAAAUAUUAGCCAGCUCAACAUCUUCCUCAGUAGAAUGGGUACAUUAAAAAGUGGAUGGUUAGAAAAACAAGGAGGUGGAAUUUUUUGGAAAGACUGGAAACAAAGACAUUGUGUUUUAUAUCGAGAUGGGGAGCUGUCUAUAUACGAGAAAACAACAAACGCUACUGCUGAACUGAGAAUAAACAUGCGUCUAGAUUGUAAAAGAAUUGAUGUUGGAUUUGAUUGUGGUGGAACCAUAAAUUUGCCAAAAGGACGAGGUGAUGUUGAAGCACUAUUUGCUAUAGUUGGAAAGCACAAAACACACAUCUUUCUUGCACCAUCAGAAAGUGAAUGCAGAGAGUGGGUUGGUAUUCUGGAAAACACAAGAACAUCUGCUGCUCCUCCAUCGAAAAAAGUUCCCAUGGCACCUGCACAAGAAAAUAUCCCGCCUCCAGCAUAUUCACCAAUGGAAUAUAGUCAACCCUUAGGAGCUGGUAGUACUGCCCCUCCGCCUUCCGGCGUUGUUCCACAUGGUCAACCAGCCUACCAGCCUGCUCCAUCAGCACCUGGAUAUUACCCACAACAAGGUUAUGGACAACCAUCAUAUGGGCAACCGAUGUAUGGGCAGCCCAUGUAUGGACAACCCAUGUACGGUCAACCCGUGUAUGUAUCUCAAGCACCACAACAGCAACCUCAAGGUCGUUAAUUCAAGGAAUUGAAGUAUUGAUACACAUGAGAAAGUCAUCACAAAGCAACCCCAUCAUGCAAUGCAUAUGAGGACAGCUAGUAAAUAAUGCACAUUUUUGUACAGUUUUGUAAAUAUUGAUUGAAGACGGUCUACAAUAUGUUUUGUCAGACAUGAAAUCGCUGCAACAAGAAAGGUUUUUCAACACACGAAGAAGACUCUCUCUCUACUAUUCUAUCACAUUCGAAAUCAGCCGCGCGAAUGGGUUUGCAAGAUGAAAAUUGUCUUCGCGCGCAUUUUUGUUGUUGUUAUAUAUUGUUCUUUUGUAUAAGCGAGUUUUCUUACCAGCUUUCAUAAUAAUUUUCUAUAGUCUAAUAGCUGGUUGUCUUUGAUGUUUGUCUCAAGUGAUAGAAAAAAUGAAGAGUUUUUCAUCAUCAUGACAAGGUGGUAAUAAUUCCUGAACGUCCCUUUUUUUAAAAAUUUAUAUGCAAUUUCCUUAACAUCUUUAACAGGGUGGCCAUGCUUUCUGUAAAUCCUAAGUUGUUUUUUUGACAAAGUCCAUUUAAAGUCCUCAUAAAUCCUAUAAAUAAAAUACCUUAAAAUUUGUUGUUGUUUUUCAGAUUUUUUAACAGAAUUUUUUCUUUAAAGUAUAAAUUUUUUUGACGACUUUUCUUUCCCUGACUUUUGUUAUAACCCUUCAAAAUCCUCUAUUUAAUCUCCAAAAUUUUCAGAAUUUUUAACAAUCGUCCAUAUUAAUUAGCAAAAGUUUUAUUGUCAAGUCCUUCAAUUUGGAAGAGAAAUAUAUGUGGCCAUCCUGUUCAAUCAUUUCGGAAAUUUAUUUUGUCCACUUUUUCUGGUGGUACUGUGUUUAGCUAUUGCUUCAUUAUGUGAUAGAGAUUUGUAAAAAAAUUUAUUACUAUUGGUUUAAUGUUAAAUGAAAAUUUUAAAAAGAAAACUGGGAUUCAGGUUGUUAACAGGUUGCUCUUGCCAGCAAGAAGAAUAUUUUUAUUUAAAAAAUUAUAAAUAAAGCGUUUGAAAUAUAUAUUUGUUAAUUUUGGUAAGCCUGAUUUUUGUAAGCGGGUAUACCCAGGGCGUAUUAUGUACGUACAAAUAACACUGCUCCGGAAUGUACAUAACUCAUCUUGAGUAUGAAUUAAUGCGCCCUGGGUACAAAUUUUGUAAAAAUCUUUGUUAGUCUUUGUAAUUAUAUAAAAACUAGAUAAAUAAAUUUAUAAAUACAAAAAUACAUUAGUAAAUAAAAUUUUUCUGUUUAAUGUA
Molecule: messenger RNA, 2055 nt
Organism: Hydractinia symbiolongicarpus
Lineage: Eukaryota; Metazoa; Cnidaria; Hydrozoa; Anthoathecata; Hydractiniidae
Exons: 7
Coding region: 148-798 (216 amino acids)
Biological process (GO): regulation of cell differentiation
Cellular component (GO): membrane
Source: RefSeq, a predicted model, not a curated record